This is a messenger RNA of Pogona vitticeps (central bearded dragon), 836 nucleotides long. Lineage: Eukaryota; Metazoa; Chordata; Lepidosauria; Squamata; Agamidae. The record is from RefSeq and is a predicted model, not a curated record.
AUGACAUGUGAUCAACUAUGGCAUAGGUGGAGUGAUGAGAUAAGCGUGCCAGAUAGAGGCAUUCAUCCAGAGGGAAUGGAACAUCUGGAAGUCCCAGUAGAUCAAAGGGGGAGCCCUCUAGUGACAGAGACUGAAACAACAGAGACUGGAAUGAUGGGAUGCCGAAUAACUCCUGAGGGGGAAAUAAUUCCUGAAGUAAAGAUGAGGGGUGAUCCAGUAUUGAUAAACGAUCAAGGACAUGCUGAGACAAAUGUGAAUGAAGAGCCAAGGCACUCACAACAGGGGAAUUUAAGCUUUUCAUGUGAGGAGCCCUACACUGUUCCUGUCUUUUUCAAUGGAACAAGUUUUCUGGAAUUGCCGGGCCUUCAAAACCAGGACCUAUUUUCAGUCAGCUUUCAGUUUCGGACUUGGAAUCCAAAUGGACUUUUACUGUUCAGCAGCUUCAAUGAAGAAUUGGGAACUAUAGAGAUUGACUUAACUGAGGGCAAAGUCAGCAUUCAUAUCAAUGUCACUGGAGUGAAGAAGAACCAAAUAGACAUAUCUUCAGGUGCUCGACUGAAUGAUGGGCAGUGGCAUGAGGUUCGGUUCUUAGCCAAGGAAAAUUUUGCAAUGCUUACCAUUGAUGGUGAUGAAGCUUCUUCUGUUCGGAGUAACAGUCCACUGAAAGUAUUGACAGGAGAGAAAUAUGUGUUUGGAGGUUUCCUCCAGCAAUCAUUCCAAGGCUGCAUGCAGCUUAUUCAUGUGGAUGAUCAACUGGUGGAUUUGCAUGCAGUAGAGCAAGGAAAGCUGGGAAGUUUUGCCAAUGUCAGCAUUGAUAUGUGUGCCAUUAUUGAUCG